CAGCCAUCAACACCGCAACUUUCCCCUCAAGAGGAGCAAGAAAAGUUACUUGAGGAUGCCCUCAAUGUUGUCAAGACACAAGCUUUCCAGAUGAAAAGAUGUCUGGUAUGAGCUAAAAUAUAAGAAAAAAUAAGGAGCACUGUGCUGUCCAAAUGGGGUCAAAUCACAAAAAGUCAUUAAGUUAUGUUGCUUAUACCAUAUCUUGAAGGUCCUUAAAAGCAGAUAGGCAAUGUUUAUUAUGUUGUAUUUUCUAAAAGAAUGUUCUACACAAAAAAGUUACAGGGAAAAAGAAACUAAUUAUCUGGACUAAGUGUAGUCCUUUUAAAAAGAAAGCUAGAUCAUAGAUGCCAUACUAUAUGUGGUUAAAUAAACUAUUUAUACUAACCAAAGUUUUGUUAAUUAUUUUGAUUCUGAACAUUAACAUUUUUGAGUCCUGGUUUUUAUUAUAUGAUUUUAAUUUUUAUUUUUUUAAAAAUCUUACUCUAUAUCAUAUGAUAGCACUUCCUUUUUCUUGUCAACAUGCAUUAGUAGGACACAAAAUACAAGCUCAGAUAAUAAAAAAAUAUCUCGAUAAUCAAUGGGUUUUUUUUAAUCAAAAAUAUAUCUUUCUGAAAUGUUCAAAACUCCCUUUGAGUUAAUAAUUAUGAUAAAAUAAACAUUGAGGUAACAUUGUUUUAACCUUGAAAUUAUAGGACAAAGGAAGACUGAUGGAUGGGUUGAAACAUGCCUCAACAAUGCUGGGUGAAUUACGCACAUCUUUGCUAUCACCUAAGAGCUACUAUGAAUGCUGUAUCCUUAAAUGAAAUUUCCCUUCAUUUUUCGCUAAAAUUUUAUAGAUUUUCAAAUUGAGCUUUAAUUUGAUUUUUUGUUUUUGUUUCAAGGGGCUAUUUAUUUUAUUGUUUUAAAUCUGUUAACAAAAAUAAUCUUAGUAUUAAUAUGUGCUCAAAAAGUUGAUUUUGAUAAUCAUGUAAUUAUAAUUUAAAUGUUGAAUUGCAAAUUCUUUAUCUUUAAAAUGUUAUUUCAAAAAGUCUACCAUUGCCCUUACAUGCAAAUGUUAGACAUGUCGAUUUCAGAUGAACUUCGUCACCUUGAAAUGUAUCUUGUUGAUGAGUUCCAGAAAGGUCGAAAGGUUGCUGACCUUUAUGAACUGGUCCAAUAUGCUGGAAAUAUUGUGCCUCGACUGUAAAUAAAUUUACAAAUCUCAUUGCAUCUUUAUUUCUUGAUUUUCCUGUUGGCAUGUUAAAAUUAUUUUAGAAGUAAAUAUUGUUAUAGGAAUGUUAAUUCCAUCCAUCCCUGUGAUGCUACUGCCCAUGUAGGGAUUUGGCCUGUGUCCCCACUUCCUUCCACUCAUAUCUAACUGAUGCUUUUCUUUUCCAUGUUUGGGUUCACAGCUGCUGUAGAGUUUUUCCACAUCAUUCAUCCAUUUAAGCCUAGGUCUGCCUUUGAGUAUGAGCCAUUUUCCUAUGGGUUUUUGGUGGUGCAGCCUCUUCACUCCUCUGUUGUUUGGCGUUCUUUCUAAGUGUCUCACCUAGCAUAGCCUGCCCAUUUUUAUUUCUGUUACUAGAGUGGGAUCCUGAUAUAGACUAUACCAGCGUUUCCCAAAUGCCGGGCCUCAAAAUCAAAAUUUCCAGGUCGCAGAAAGAAGAAAAAAAUGUUUGAAAAUCUAGGUUAGAUUAUCAUUACUCAUUAAUAACUUUAAGUGGGAUUUCUUUACAGCCUUGUACAAGUAAAUGCUUUAUUAUAUUAUAGGAAAACUUUGUGGACAGUCAUAUUAGAUAUUACUAUAUGUCUUAGUCCUCGUCUAAUCUGAAAUUCCCUUGAAUAUUCUCCCUGAAUCUUGCUUUUGCUCUUUGAGUUGUUUAAUAUUACAUGUAUCAGUCUUGUGAGUUUGUUGGGUAUGCCAAACUUCUGCAGAGUCUCACAUAGAUUUUUUUUUUUAUGAUGCUGUCAUAGGUCAUUUUAUAGUCCACAUAGAGUUGAUGUACUGUGAUAUUAGAUUUGUAACAUUUGUCUAAUAUACAUCUGACGACUAUUUUUAUUUCAACUUCUUAAAAUGUGUCCCUUAAAUUAUUUUUUGGAGCUUGUGAGAAUUAUUACAACAUAAAAUGAUUGUAUUAAAAAGUAGUAAUGAUUGUAUUAAAAAGUAGUAGUCAGAGUGCGCAUUGAUGGUUGCGACCCACCUGAAGAAUUAUUUAUUUAUUUUAUUAUGGAGACACCAUGUAAUAUAAAUGACACCAAGGGAUGAAUUCUAUCAACCCCAGCGAAGGUUGAAACGUACUAUUCACUAAUCUUAAAAUAUUUGUUUUGGAAAAACAGUGCACAACAUGAAAUUUCAUUAUUUAUGUGUAAAGAAGAUAUUUUUUUCAACCUGGACAAAAUGCAAUAGCACUUAAGUUUGAAAGGAUGAAUAAUUUAAUGAUUUGAAAACAUCAACUCACAUGUCUUGUUUUGAACAGGUAUCUCCUGAUCACUGUGGGCACAGUGUACAUCAAAUCAAAUGAGUUGUCUCGCAAAGAUAUCCUCAAAGAUUUGGUGGAGAUGUGUAGAGGUGUUCAACACCCACUCAGGGGACUUUUUCUAAGAAACUAUUUGCUUCAAUGCACUAAAAAUGUUCUUCCUGAUGCCGUUGAAGAUCAGAGGUGAGUGAACAGUUAAUUUUCGCUGGUAUUUAACCUUAAUAAAUUUGGAUACUUUACCGUAGGUGACACUGUUAAGAUUAGAAAUAGAAAAACUGAAGAAAGAAAACAUGAUUUCAGUUGGAAUUUAAGGCACUGAGCAUGUACAUAAAGAGGUUAAAUGGCACCAAAAUGUGUCAAGGAAAGUCAAUAAAAAUAGGAGCUCUCCUGUAAUUUCCAGUUGUUAUGCACUGUCUUCUAUAAUGAGAACGUAAUCUCUUAUUUUAAUUUUAUGGCUCGAUACCACAGAGAAUUACAAUAGCAAAAAUAUGACACUCAAAAUGGUACUAAUUACAAUUAAUAAGAUUUAUUUAAGUAUGAAUAUAAUUACAAAACAAAAGAAAUAUAAUUACAAUCAUCAACUUACAGAGUAUGAGAUGUCUUGUACCGGUACACAGUUAGUACAAUGUGCCACAGUUAUAAGGUACAAUGAUGAAUGCGAAUAAACACAUAUGAGUACACAAAGAAUAAUACACUUGUCUUGUAAAGAUAAAAAUAUCCAUCAAUCAAUCUCCGUGAAUCUCUCUCUCUAUUUCCUUUUAUAUCUAUGCGUCGGUAGAACCAACGGUUCUAGAAAUGUCUUCUACAUUGUUUAUCUUUCUAGUCAAUUAUCGAAGUUUCCCCAAAAUUCUAUUAAAAUAUAUUAGUUAUUUUUAGUUGGUGUCGGCAGUAAACACGCUAAGAUGAAAGAAAAUAGGCCACGCCCAAUAAGAACGCAGUGUCUUCUAUAUUGGCAGCACGGGGGAAACAUGACGUAACACGUCCUACAUAACACAGUGUUACACCUUGUAAACAAUCAUAGAGCCUACAACAAGUUUGCAAAAUGAGGAAUACACCAAGCCCAGUUGAGAAACAUGAAGAUUGUCAGAGUUGACUUUAUAAUUUCAGCACCGAAAGCAAUGGUGGGGAGUCUGGUACAGUUAUGGACUCUGUUGAUUUCAUCCACCUCAACUUUGCUGAAAUGAACAAACUGUGGGUGCGCAUGCAGCACCAAGGCCACUCCCGGGACAGGGAGAGAAGGGAGAAUGAAAGAAGAGAGUUGAGGAUCCUGGUUGGGACCAAUUUAGUUAGGCUCAGUCAGCUGGAGUGCAUUGAUGUGGAAAAAUUCAAGCAGGUAUGUUGGCAGCAAACAAUUGGGGAACAUCAUGAAAUUAUAAUAUAUACUAACCAGCUCUAUUUUUGACAAGUAAAUGUUGAGUAUCAGCUUGAAAUACAGGUAUAUUCGAACCAGCUCUACUUUUAACAGCUGAAAGUUCGCGAGCAUCAUGCAGUAAUAAAAACCAAUGCAACACUAUUUGUGAUAUUUAAAUUGAUAAAUUAAAACGAUCCUGCUAUAGGGUUCAAGUAAAUACUUGGACAAAUAAACUCAUACAUAUUUUCAUGGAAUAAGAAACCAAUCUUUGAUUUGUGUAAUCUUAGGAACAUUUUUAAACAUCCCUAAUGAAGAAUGGCUUGUAAAUGUUAAGACAGUUAAAUGUUCAUGUGAAUUUUAAGUGCUUACUUCUUGUAUGUAACCUUACUUGAUAUUUCAGUCAGUCUUGCCAGGAGUGCUUGAACAAGUGGUCAACUGCAAGGAUGCUAUUUCCCAAGAAUACCUGAUGGAAUGUAUCAUACAGGUACUUAGCACACAUGUUUAAAGUUGUUCUUUUGCCAACAAAAGCAUUACGGAUAUUUGCUUAAAGGAAAUGGUUAUCACAUUUGUACCUUAACUGGUUAACUACCAUGAGCCGCUGGGAGCGGCUCGGUGUUCGUUCCGUUAUGGCCACGAGCCGCUGGUAGCGCCAAUGUUAGUCUCGUAGUAAAUCGAGUCAAAUACUUAUAUUAUUCCGUUCCCGUUUGGCUUCAAGAUUUUUAUUUACCGACUGGAUGUUUAUAUUCGAAAUGCAUGCUAUCGGCAGAAUGUUUUAAAAAACGAAAUAAUAAUUAGUUUUAAUUAAUUUUCUUAACUAGUUACAAAAUAGUACAUGUUUACCACAGCAACAAGUGACGGGGUUACUAAGGCAUAUAAGUGAUUGGAAGUGUAAACAUUAUUCAAUUUCUGUGUUCUUUGGUGCAUUUUUCUUAUUUUUGGAUAUACUAUUUGGAAACCACAAAAUAAAAGGCUUUAAAUGAUUUUGAACAUUGAAAUUUAAAAUGUAUACGUGAGUUGGCACAUCAAUAUAUUUUUAAAAAUUUUCUUUCUAUUGAAAAUACUAAUUUAACAAUUAAUAAUUUCCUAACAAAACUUAACUUUACAAAUGUUUUAAGCUUAUAUUAUAGCAAAUUCAAUUACAUACAAGAUCGUGUAUUUAUCAUUAGAAUAUGUUUAUAAUUAAGAAAACUGCAGCUGAAAUUGUACAUACCGGCCUGAAUCUAAAUUUGCUGAAGUCACUCAAAAUUACCCCUCCAAGUCUUUGGAAGGUUUCCUUGAUUAUAAUUUCCCUAUGGUCUGCAUCCUGGCCUUAGAGGUUUUAGCUAUGUCUAUGGGAUUAUAUUGUCAAUAUGGGAUGUUACCUGCAAACGGCGUUCAGUGUGUUUGACCUUUUAUGUUGAGUAAAGAAUUAAUGUGCUUAAAUUGUUUUGCUGAUAUUCCAGGUUUUCCCAGAUGACUUUCAUUUACAGUCCCUGAACUCUUUUCUCAGAGCUUGUGCAGAGCUUCACCCAAAUGUCAAUGUGAAAAAUAUUAUAAUUGCUUUAAUUGACAGGUAAAGUGUUUGAAUUCUGUAUUUAGAGAAGGUAUUACUUGUUUUUUGUUUUGUUUUUUUACUGUUUCUUUUAUAUUUUCUCUUUUAGGUAAUGUCAUCAGUUUGAAAAAUUUCAGCAAUCUUUGAAAUCGUAGCUUUUGAAAUAUGUUAUCUGAUGGCCAAAGGGUAUAAAUAAAAUAAAAAUGUAAAUAAAACCUAUUUUACUUUAUGGUACAGAGAUCUUUCUGUUGUGAAUAGUGAUAGUAAUCCUUUCAUUGUUGUUUAUAAGCAAUCACUAAUGACAGCCUUGUUUAUCAGCAAUCAGUAAUGACAGCCUUGUUUAUCAGCAAUCACUAAUGACAGCCUUGUUUAUCAGCAAUCACUAAUGACAGCCUUGUUUAUCAGCAAUCACUAAUGACAGCCUUGUUUAUCAGCAAUCACUAAUGACAGCCUUGUUUAUCAACAGAUUAGCAUCCUUUGCCCAGAAUGAAGAAGGAACUGGGAUACCCCCAGAAAUUCAGCUGUUUGAUAUCUUCUCCCAGCAAAUCUCUCAGGUCAUUCAGGUGAGACACCGGUUAUCAUUUUCUCACUUUUAGCACCUGAAGACAUUGUCUCCCUGCACCUUUUUUUUUUUAAUUCUAACAUUGUCUCCAUCCACCUUUUCCAUUUAGUCUAACAGAACCUACCAGAUAAGGCACCUGAAGACAUUAUCUCUCUGCACCAUUUUCUUUUUAUUCUGACAUUGACUCCCUCCACCUUUUCCAUUUAUUCUAACAGAAUCGACCAGAUAUGGCCCCUGAAGACAUUGUCUCACUACAAGUUGCCCUGAUCAACCUGGCCCUGAAAUGUUAUCCUGAUAAAGUUGACUAUGUAGACAAAGUUUUAGAAACAACUGAGGAAAUUUUCAAUAGACUCAACCUGGAUCAGUAAGUCUACAUGACAACUUAAUUUACAAUAAAUUAAAAUAAUUGAUGCAUUGAGUUUUAUUAUUACAUAUAAUUCUCUAGGUAUGAAAGAAAGUAUGGUGUACUUCGAGGGGGGGGGGAAGCACUAAUUAGGAAUCUUUUAAAGUUAGUUACAUAAAAUCCUGUUAUGUUGAGUUAUAUUAGUAGAUUAGAAGUUGACACAUUAUUGCCAUCAUUGUUUGGAGGGCUAUUAUUAGUAUGUCAUAAAAUACAUUUUAAACCAAUCAUCCAAAACUUGUUUAAAUAAAAUGUAGAUUAUGUAAAAAAAAAAAUUUAAGGAAAUUAAAUUUAAAUAAUAUUUACAUUUUGGUAAUUUAUUGUUUUUUUAUUAGGAUAUGGGUGGGUUUUUUUUUUCCAUUAAAGUUAAUAUAGAUUGCUUAAUAAAAAAAUUCUAUUGCCCCAAGUUUUAGACAGUAAAUUUACAAAGAGUAAUUUUUCUCCUCUACAGUGUUGAACAUGGCAGCCCAGUUUCCAAAGAGUUAAUGAGACUCAUGAAGAUUCCAGUUGACACAUAUAACAAUAUACUGACUGUCCUCGAGCUUCAACAUUUUGGUCCACUCUUUGAGUACUUUGACUUUAAAGGGAGACAACUGAUGAGUUGCCAUAUCAUCAACAAUGCGCUGGAAAAUGAAACAUUGAUUCCAGCCCAAGAAAAUGUA
Lymnaea stagnalis (great pond snail) is the source of this 6962-nucleotide messenger RNA. Lineage: Eukaryota; Metazoa; Mollusca; Gastropoda; Lymnaeidae. The record is from the annotation of a GenBank genome assembly.